UCAGUACUUAGCGGAGCUGCUGGCAGAACGCCAAAAGCUUGGACCUUUCAUGCAAGUUCUACCCUUAUGCACCAGACUCCUUAAUCAAGGUUUUGAAUUGUGGUCGCAGUUUCGUUACAUUCCUCAAUAUUGUGAGAAAUUGCGGACAAAUGCGACCGAUGCAUCCACAAUUGUGGUUGUAGAGAUUCCAACAACCUUGACAUUGCGGGUGGAAUUGCAGCCAGGGACUGUUUAUUGAAACCUUUAUUUAAUGUUCUUUAAAAUGCACUGAAUUGUCAAUUUCUGACCUUCUUCACCAGCCUGAACCAGUUAAUGCUUGAGAAUGAAUCAUGGUUACUAAAUGCCUAAGGAAUUAGAAGUUUAAACAUGCAUGUUUUGAAAAACAAGCAACAGAAUUACACUCUUCUUUUGCAAAGCUAUCUAGAAUUUGUAUCUCUUGAUCAAUCAAGAAAAGGAAACAUCUUAGAAUGAUGCUUUUUGGGUGUCCCACAAAAAGAAUAUAUGGUACCAAAAGAUGGUGGCAAUUUAGUCAUUACCUCCUUUCACAGAAAUGCAAGAAUCUUUCUGGCUUUGAGGCUUCAUAUAGUCUAAGAAAAGAAAAAUAGGCGUUGUCUUUUGCAUGAGUAGAACAAAUCUUCAAAUGAUCACUUUAAUUCUUAAUGUCAUUCACUUUUGAUAAUCAAGAUGUUCAUAUAGAUGGCAUUCACUACACUUCCUAGUUCCUAUGCAUAAUUUACUGUUAGCUUACUAUCAGAAAGGUUGCAUUAAUACCAUUUAUGUUCUUUGAUUCACUAAUCUCUCUACAAGUUCUUAUAUUCAGUAUUACAUUUUUAUUAUCAGAGAUUUCAAGGGUUACUGGAAAGAAUGAAUUGGUGCAUAACCAAGGAUUUGGUGACUUUGACAGAAUGCGAUUCAUAAAUCCAAGUCAUAUGGCUUCUCCAAACUCAACAUCAAACUUUACUGCCUGGAACAGCCUGUCACAUGAAAGGUUAGCUGGCAUGCAGGGACUAAACAUGGAGUGGCAAACUUCACCCGUUGUUCCAAGUUCUCCCAUUGUGAAGAAAAUAUUGCGCUUGGAUAUUCCUAAGGAUAGCUAUCCAAAUUUUAAUUUUGUUGGCCGGCUUCUUGGCCCUAGGGGUAAUUCACUGAAGCGAGUGGAAGCUACUACAGGGUGCCGAGUAUUUAUCAGAGGGAAAGGUUCAAUUAAAGACUUAGACAAGGAAGAGUUGUUAAGAGGAAGGCCUGGCUAUGAGCACCUGAAUGAUCCACUUCACAUUUUAAUUGAAGCUGAACUACCUGCCAGUGUUGUUGAUGUAAGGUUGAGGCAAGCACAGGAAAUCAUACAAGAACUACUUAAACCAGUGGAUGAGUCACAGGACAUUUACAAAAGACAACAACUAAGAGAACUUGCUAUGCUUAAUUCCAACUUCAGAGAAGAGAGCCCUCAACUGAGUGGUAGCAUCUCUCCAUUCACUUCUAAUGAAAUAAAACGGGUCAAAACUGAUCAAUAGGGAUUAUAUGUUGAGAAUUGUUGCAUUCCUUGAAUGGUCAACGCUUCCUGUAACUAAAUUUUGUAAAGCUGCAAUGGAAAGACCAACCUUGCUGAUUUGAUGCUGCUGAUUUGAAGAACAAAAUAAAGGAGACAAACAACAUAGUAUUCAUUGUCACUAGACAAGAAGAAAAACUAUUCAACUACAUUUUGACCUAUUUAUGGCCCCAUUAUCAUAAAUGAUAUUUUUUAGAUUCUUAAACUGUUUAUUUGUAGUAUUGGAAAGAUAUGUUUCCAUAUCAGAUAUCAGAUGUACUUCAAUUUUUUCUUA
Vigna unguiculata (cowpea) is the source of this 1820-nucleotide messenger RNA. RefSeq names its product KH domain-containing protein SPIN1-like. The record is from RefSeq and is a predicted model, not a curated record. NCBI's taxonomy places the organism in Eukaryota, Viridiplantae, Streptophyta, Magnoliopsida, Fabales, Fabaceae. Gene Ontology annotation, biological process: regulation of mRNA splicing, via spliceosome. Gene Ontology annotation, molecular function: mRNA binding. Gene Ontology annotation, cellular component: nucleus.